UUGCGUCAUUAUCUGUCAUCAGAAACUUAAAAAGUCAACAACAACGGUGUUCUCGUUCUUCAAUCCUUCACUUUCUUCUCCGAUUACAAACCUACCAACCAAUCAACCGAUUUGUUUUUUAAAAAGCAGAUUGACCGAUCUGACUGAACCAUCCCGCCAACCCGAACCCGAAGCCAUUAUCCAUCCCCAUGGAUACAAGAACAACAACAGUUUCCCCCAAUCUUUUUCUUCUUAAUUCACAACAACCGGAUUUUUUAAAGUCAAUCAACGAACUCAGUGACGUGUCAACUGCAUUAUCAGCAUUCUUACAUGACUUCCAUGACUUGUGCAAUCAUAUUGCUUCCAUUAGCUCCGCCAUUGACGCUCAACUGCCACCUCAUCUCCUCCUCCUCCUCAAUACUACUACUGCUACUCUCACUGAAGCGAUUUUUGAGGAACGGAACUCUAACGGAACGGAAAUAAGUAACGGUGUGUUAAUACUUGCAAAUAAUGAUGAUGAUGAUUUGAUGAAGGAGAAAGAGAGUGAACAAGAUAUUGAUGCUAUAUGGAAUAUGAUUGAGGAUAUUGAUUGUCAUAAUAAUAAUGCUCCGUUGAACAAGUGCAAGGAAGCGGAUAUUAUUAAUAAAAGAAAUGUGCUAUUGAAGAAGGAUCCCCAGAAAAUUGAUAGUUUUAGGAAGCCGGAAGAAAUCGUUAAGUUGAAGGAGGAUGCAGCAACCGAUGUAGCGCAGAAAAAGAAGAAGAAGAGGAAGCAUGAAGAAACUCAUGUAUCAAAGGCGGAUGAGGAAAUCGAUAUGUCUAAGGAGUCUCAUGAAAUCACUAUAUCAAAGAAGAAACCUCCUGACGCAUCAAAGAAACUUGUAGAAAAUGAUAUACUUGUAUUGAUUAAGCCUGAACAAAUGGAUGUACCAAAGGAACCUCAAGAGGAAACCGAUGUAUUGAAGAAACCCGUAGAAGUUGAUAUAUUGAAUAAGCCGAAACAUAUUGGUGUAUCAAAGAAACCUCUUCAAGAAGCUGAUGCAUCAAAGAAAGAAAUUGAUGUUAUGAAAAAAGCUGAUGAAAUUGAUUCAUCAAAGAAACCCUCAAUUGCCGAGUUACAAUUCUGUUGUAGAAGUACAAUAAAGAAUCAUGCAGCAAUGAUGCAGGAGUUAUCUGAUCUGAAAUCUAUACGAAGAUGUUUGGAAACUCACAAGGUUGAUCCCUCAAAGUUCCUUUCUGGUAUCAAAGUGAAUGAAAAAAUUGAACGACUUGAGAAAGUAAUAAAGGAGCUAGAUAUAAAGUUGGCUGAACAAAAGUCCACACUAAAGAGAAUAGAAAAAGAAAACGAGUUUUCAAAAUUGAAUAAGCCUGAAGAAAUUGAUGUAUCAAAGAAGCCCGAUGAAUUUGAUGUGUCCAAUAAGCUUCAGGAAACUGAUGCGUCGAAUAAAGCUCAUAUAAUUGAUGCAUCAAAGAAGCCGGCAAUUGCCGUGUUAGAAUUCUUAUGUAAAUAUCGGCAUGGCAACAAAGUGAGAAACCAUGUAGUGGCGCAUUUUUCUGAAUUAAACUCACUCCAUCAAGAAAUUGCAAUGGCAUUGAAGCUAGCUAGACACCCUGCGAUGCUUGUAUUAGACUGCAUUUGCAGGUUUUUCUUACCGACCAGUAGAGGAUGCUACCAUGGGGAAUUUAUGCACCAGGAGCGUUCUGCAAAAUUGUCGAAAGGAAAAGGAAAGCACAUUGUGGUAAGGCAGGCUUCAGUUUUACUUUUGGAAUCUUUUGUGAUGAUAAGCGGUGAUGGUAUUGAGAUCAGAAAACAAGAUAAAGAAUAUGCAGAAAAUGCUGCUAUUGAUUGGAGAAAACGGAUUAUCAAUGAAGGUGGAUUGAUAUACAUGGAGGCGGUUGAUGCCAGGGGAUUGCUUCUGUUUAUUAGUGGAUUCGGGAUUCCAGAUGGUGUUUUCUCGAAUGAGGAUUUUAGUGAUUUGAUUAGGGCUAGUAAUGUGAAGGAAAUAUCCAAUGCACUUUGUCAUUCUACUAUACUUAUCUCAAAACUUCCAGAAGUAAUUGAUUGGAUGGUGAAAAAUAAUCUUGAAAUUGAAGCUGCUGAUAUUGCUUAUACUUUCGGCUUGGAGGAUAAGUGCCAUCCUGAAACCAUAUUGAUGACAUUCUUGCACAAUAAAAUUAAACACACUCAAAACGGAUCUUCUUUACAAGUGAAUGCAACAAUGAUGCAGCAGUUAUCUGAUCUUAAGUCUAUACGAAGUUGUUUGGAAACUCACAAGAUUGAUCCCUCAAAGUUCCUUCCUGGUGUCAAAAUAAAUGAAAAAAUUGAACAACUGGAGAAAGUGUUAAAUGAGCUAGAUUCAAAGUCGAAUGAAGAAAAGUCAACACUAAAGAGGAAAAAAAAAGAAACCGAGUCUUCAAAAUCGAAUAAGCCUGAAAAAGUUCAUGUAUCAAAGCAGCCCGAUGAAAUGGAUGUGUCAAAUAAGCCUGAAAAAGAUAAUGUAUUGCAUAAACCUAAAGAAAUUGAUGUAUCAAAAAAAGCUGAAGAAAUUGAUCCAUUAAAGAAGCCUGCAAUUGCCGAGUUAGAAUUCUGGUGUAAAAGAAUGGAUGCCAAGAAAAUAAAGAAGCAUGUAGUGGCACAUAUUUCUGAAAUGAACUCACUCCAUCAAGAAAUCGCAAAGGCAUUGAAGCUAGCUAGAAAUCCUGCGAGACUUGUAUUACACAGCAUUGGCAGGUAUUUCUUACAAAGUAGUGGAGCAUACUACUCUAGAAAUGGGCACCAGCAGAUUGCGAUAAGGCAGUCUUCAGUUUUGAUUUUGGAAUGUUUUGUGAUAAUAAGCGGUGAUGGCAUUAAGAUCACCAAAGAAGAUGAAGAAUAUGCAAAUAAUGUUGCUAUUGAUUGGAGAAAACGGAUGCUCAAAGAAGGUGGAUUGAUAUGCAUGGAAGCUGUUGAUGCUAGGGGAUUGCUUCUGUUUAUCAGUGGAUUCGGGAUUCCAAACGGUGUUUUCUCGAUUGAGGAUUUCAGUGAUUUGAUUAGGGCUAGUAAAGUGAAGGAAAUUUCCAAUGCACUUCGUCAUUCAACUAUUCUUAUCUCAAAACUUCCAGAAGUAAUUGAUUGGAUGGUGAAGAAUAAUCUUGAAAUUGAAGCUGCUGAUAUUGCCUAUACUUUUGGGUUGGAGGAUAAGUGCCACCCUGAGACCAUAUUGAUGACAUUCCUUCAGAAUAGAAAUAUAGAAACUCAAAAUGGAUCUUCUUUACAAGUGAAUGCAGCAACGACGCAGCAGUUAUCUGAUCUAAAAUCCAUACGAAUAUGUUUGGAAACACACAAGAUUGAUCCCUCAAAGUUCCUUCCUGGCGUCAACAUCAAUGAAAAAAUCGAACAACUGGGGAAAGUAAUAAAUGAGCUAGAUUUAAAGUUAAAUGGGGAAAAGUCAACACUAAAGAGGAAAGAAAAAGAAACCCAGUUUUCAAAGGAUCUGAACCAUCAACAGCAAGCAAAACGUAUUUGUUCUAGUCAAGGAAAUUUGAAUCCCCAUGACCACUAUGGCAUACACCCAUAUAACCUAUCAACACAACCAAGUCGCAGCAGCUACUUUGACCGAAACCUUCCUAAUAAUAAUCAUGUCACAAACUAUUCCGCUUCAUCUGUAUUUAGUGCACCUGUACCGCCCCAAAAUUUAAUUAGCUCAGGUUUAGCUGGUUCCUAUGGCCCAUGUGUUUAUGGUGGACCUGUUGCUGAAUUAAUGCCUAACAUGAAUAACCCUUGGCCUUACAGGGGUCAAGCAUAUCCUGGACAAAGUCAGGCAUAUUAUCCAUACCCAUCUUUUCCGGGAUUGCCAGAUCAUUCCCUGCCAGGUGGCUUUUUUGGAUGGCGGGCCCCAUCUUCUGAUCUCUACAGGUCUGCUGAUACGGCUGUUAAAAGGGGAUCUCCCCGAGGACCUCAUCCAGCGGGGAGUACUACCAGACGCUAGUCUUGCAUGUUCUAAACAUAUUUAUUUUUUGUUUAAGUUAGUUGCUGAUGUAUAUGAUAGUAGGGUUAAUUAAUGUUGGCAGGGCAUUGGUAACUUGCUUCAUUUUGUACAUUGUAUACUAUACUAAAAACCAUGCAUCUUUUUGCGUGCGCCACACAUUUUCAACA
Messenger RNA from Erigeron canadensis, 4111 nucleotides. RefSeq lists its product as uncharacterized. Lineage: Eukaryota; Viridiplantae; Streptophyta; Magnoliopsida; Asterales; Asteraceae. The transcript is spliced from 6 exons. The coding region runs from base 189 to 3944 and encodes 1251 amino acids. The record is from RefSeq and is a predicted model, not a curated record.